This is a messenger RNA of Protopterus annectens (West African lungfish), 1703 nucleotides long. It is a transcript of the gene RPP38, whose product is annotated as ribonuclease P/MRP subunit p38. The record is from RefSeq and is a predicted model, not a curated record. Lineage: Eukaryota; Metazoa; Chordata; Ceratodontiformes; Protopteridae. Bases 222 to 1154 code for a protein of 310 amino acids. The transcript is spliced from 2 exons. Gene Ontology annotation, biological process: tRNA 5'-leader removal. Gene Ontology annotation, molecular function: ribonuclease P RNA binding; ribonuclease P activity. Gene Ontology annotation, cellular component: ribonuclease MRP complex; nucleolar ribonuclease P complex; fibrillar center.
GUUUAACUAAGUACAGAGCCGGAAAUGUUUAAGUGUAACACCAUCGCAAGCAGCUGUCGCCAUGUGGAAAGUUAGUGUUGCAACGCAUCUGUAACAGUACUAUGUAGAGUGGUGUUAUUAUGCUUGCUGGAACUUGUUUUAAACUAUGGUCAUGUUGUUAUGGUGUUUGAACUUUUCAGCACUGACAGCUGUCUGAACAUUUGUCAUAUAAACUUCUGAAAAUGGCGUCUGCUUCUCAGACUGGGAAGGGUGCAGUCCGCAAAGCAAAACAAGUCCCAGUAAAAAACAGUUUAGAUAACCCAUAUCAUAUUGAAUGGAACACACUGGAGAGAGGAGAUAUGCAUUUCAUUUUACAGAUCUUGAAGGAUACGAUUACAGAGGUUGGGCUUAAAAAACUUGAGCGGCCAAAGAAGAAAAGGACUUUUACUAAAAAACGGAAAUCAAGAAGUAAAUCUGAUCAACAGCAGGAUGAUGCUUUAAGAAAACCAGCUGGUGAAGAAGCAGAGGUUAAUGAAGAUCAACAAGAUGAUGAUUGUCCAAGUACAGUGGUUAGCAAAGAAACUAAAGGUAGUGAAGCACAUCUUGGAUGGUCUGAUUUAGAAAUAAGAAAACGGUUAGCAAUUGGAAUCAAUGAAGUUACCCGAGCUUUGGAAAAAGAUCAGCUGUGUUUAGUUCUUGUUUGUAAAUCUGUAAAGCCUGCACUGAUGACCAGACACUUGAUUCAGCUGAGUGCAAGUCGAGCUGUACCUGCUUGUCAAGUCCCACGGUUAAGUGAGAAUGUGGCACCUUUAAUCGGCUUGAAGUCAGUCCUAGCACUUGGCUUCCAUCGGGAUGCUGGGACAUUUGCAGAUGCUGUGAACGUGAUCAUUCCCAAAGUGCCUUCUCUGCAAGUUCCAUGGAUACAACACACACAAGCAGAGGAGGAAGCAGUAGAUGAAUCCCUUGAUCUUUUGGGUGAUAAGGAUGCUUUGGAGGCCAAUGGGACUCCUUCACAAGAAACAGUUGUGACUGUUAGUCAGAAGCGUAAACAUACAGAAGAUGUCUUGGAUACUAAUAAACAAGAUGUUUUACAGCUACAGCCCCUGAAAGUGAAGAAACUGGUUCCAAACCCUAACAGAGUGCGGAAACCUAAAAAAAAGAAGCAAAAGAAGUAAUUUUGUGUGUGUUGUGUUGUGUUUUUUUCCCCAAGGGGAUCUGAUCUCCGCUAUUUCUGCAAUCGUUCUCCAUCACUUUUGUGCUUUUGAUUACAUGAACGUCAUUAGGACCAAGAGUAUUAAUGACAUAUACUACCAACAGACGCUGUGUAGCAUCUGUCGCGUUACCCUAACCAUAGCCUUUUUUUUUUUAAAUGAAGCCAGUCUUUUUGAAUUUGCAAAGUUUGCAAGUUACCUUUGGUAAAGGGCAAGUAAUGACUCUUGUGUACUAAUGCAGAAUUUUGCCUUCUUUGAUAAAGAAUGAGUCCAUGACAGAAGUCCAAAGACCCACAAAUGCAAAUCACAGAACUGCAAACACUAAAGGGCAACCAAAUUUAAAAAGAAUUAAUAUCAAAAUUCACAGUAUUACUGUAAAUGAUUUUUAUAUGGGGGCUUUGUAUCUCUAACAUGUGGAGGGAAGCCACACCCCAACCCUGUCUCCUGUGUAUACUAAUGUGAGAUUUCUGUAGAGGAAUUCUCUGAGGUACAGGUUAAAUGUCAACCUUAAUA